Molecule: messenger RNA, 2044 nt
Organism: Helicoverpa armigera (cotton bollworm)
Lineage: Eukaryota; Metazoa; Arthropoda; Insecta; Lepidoptera; Noctuidae
Exons: 2
Coding region: 100-1311 (403 amino acids)
Source: RefSeq, a predicted model, not a curated record
CCGACGACAGUCUAUUUACUUUGUUUCUUUGUACCACGCUUUGACUUUACUAUUUCAAACUUAAUUUAAUUAUCAGUUUUACAACAGCAGGACACCAAUAUGUCAGGCAUUUCCGAAGAAUAUUUGUGUGCAGUUUUAGGCAAGAUCGCGGUUGCGAACCUCAUCACUGAUUGGAGUUACAAUCAAUUAAAGUUUACAAGUAUCGCGCAAAACUACUUCGGAAUCUUAAUACCAGUUGUUUUGUCGGGCACACGAAAUGGAAAGGAAGUUAAAUUUGAACUAGUUUUGAAAUUGGCUCCGACCAACGAGCAGUAUCGUGUCAGUGGUGCGGUAACUGUUAUGUUCGCUAGAGAAGUCUUCGUGUACUCCGUUGUACUGAAAAAGUACCAAGAAAUGCAAGAACACUUGUCUUUGGACGCUCAGUAUGUCAUACCGAAGUGUUAUUACUUUCAAAAAGACUAUUGCAAGGAGGUUAUAGCCCUACAAGACAUGUGUGGGGACGGUUACAAGCCGUACACUCAUGAAAUGUUCCUAGAUUUGGACCAUACUCUGGUUUCCUUGAAAUCCCUUGCAAAAUUACAUGCAUUGUCAUUUAUACUUCAAAACCAAAAUCCACAGCUAUAUGAAGAAAUAUCAAGGACCUGUGUUCCAUUAAUGGAAGUAACAAACAAAAGAUACAUGGAUAUAAUGAGAGAUAGAUUAGAUAAAGCAUUAAAAAAGUUUGAAGGUACUACAUAUACACCUCUUUUGCACAAGUUGAGACAGAAUUGUGCUGAGCUGUUUAACGCUGCAGUAAAUUCUAUUAAAAAAACAUGCAUUUGCCAUGGGGAUAUAUGGAAAGAAAAUAUUCUUUAUAAAUAUGAGGACAAUAAACCAACAUCGGCUUGCAUGAUAGACUACCAAACAACUAGGAUAUGUAGUCCAGCAUUCGACACAAUGUACCUCAUUAUCAGCAGUACAAAUACUGAACUAAGAAACCAACACUUUCACCAGUUACUCGAUACAUACCGCAAAACUUUUGACGAGACUUUAAAAGCAUUUGACUCGGAGUCCGAGAAGGUAUAUUCUCGGCAAAUGUUCGAGAAUGAUUUGAAGAUAGUUUCACCAGCCUGUCUGGUGACUGCGAAUACUGCGUUAUGGUUGUCCAAUGGCUUGCAAGAGGAAGGUCAUGUAAGAAGUAAAGUGGUUUGGAAUACUCUAGAGGAGAGGGAAAAGGCUGUGGACAGAUACAAAGGCAUUGUUAAAGCUAUGGUCGAUGAUCUUAGUAGUUAUGGCUACCUACCUCUUAGUGAGAUUUUGUGUGAUAAAUAGAUAAAUGUAUAGAAAUAUGAAUUGUAGUGUGGGCGUUAUGUUAAUAGCAACAGGCAGCUUUUAUAGUUGAAAAGAAAAUGCAUAUCAAUAGUCUAUAGUAACUUGCAAUUUUUAUAGGUGUAUUUUAUAAAUUAAAAAAAAAAAUGGAUCUGUUGAAUCUAAUUCUUAAUUAAAUUGAGUAAAAAUGAUAUAAUCAUUAAAGACUAGUUAUCUUAGAAAUAAAUAUUAGUGCCAAAUGUUAUCAAUUAAAAUAAGAGAACAAACAACUACAUAUCUCACAGAGAUAAGACUAAUUUUUCUUGUAAAUAUUAAAUAACGUUUGAUAUUGAAGAAAUCUCAUCAUGAAUGGGUGUGUUAAAAACUUUAAUGUCAUAAGUAACAAACUCUCUUAUUCAUUGUUUUUGUUGUUAGUUUUCCGUCAUAAUUUGGGACGAUAAAAUGUCUUUUGAUGUUAAGUAAAUUGCCAAUAUUCUCAUGAAACAUUCCUUAACACAGAUUGAAAAGAUUGCUAAGAAUAAAAUAUUUCUUUGGGUUCUGUACAAACAAAACCUCUUUGCAAGGUAAAUCCGUAAAACCAUAGAGCCUGCACUGCUCUUUACCAAAGAUUUAUACCUCCUCAACAUUUAUUAGCAGUUAAUUGUUAUGUACAUACUAAUGAAAUUCUAAUUUUAUACCAAGCCAUAUUGUUGAAUAAUUUUACACAGAAGUAAAUAAAUAUUUUGUUUACAACUUU